This is a messenger RNA of Hordeum vulgare subsp. vulgare (domesticated barley), 6431 nucleotides long. Its product is annotated as DDT domain-containing protein PTM. Lineage: Eukaryota; Viridiplantae; Streptophyta; Magnoliopsida; Poales; Poaceae. The coding region runs from base 213 to 5564 and encodes 1783 amino acids. The record is from RefSeq and is a predicted model, not a curated record. The transcript is spliced from 10 exons.
CCCCACCCCACCGUCGCGAACCAGAAUUCUUCACGCCCAACCCAAACCCCGCAUCGCCGGAGCCCCGAAUCCACCCCGCCGAUCCGCGCCGAACCCUAGGGAUCCGCCCUGAUCCGCCGCGGCGCCGGCCCCCUCCGCGCCGCAAACCCUAGCAGGGAUCCGCGGAGCCUCCGCCGGCGGCGGGGCUCCUCCGCGGCGGCGGCGGCUUCGGCAUGGCGGACCUGGUGGGGAGGGGGGUGAGGAAGGCGUUCCCGGGGUUCGGGUCCUUCUCCGGCGUCGUGGAGUCGUACGACGCCGAGGCCGGCUACUUCCGCGUGCUGUACGAGGACGGCGACUCCGAGGAGGUCGACGGGGACGAGAUGGGCUCCAUCCUCGUGGGCGCGCCCAUGCCGCCGCAGCCGGAGACCCCCGGGGGUUCCGCCGGGAAGCGGCCUAAGAAGCGGAGGCGCGGGGACGGGGAGUCCGCGGCCGAGGCCGUAGAUGGAGAUGGGCUGGCAAACGGGCCCGUGCUUGUGACGCCGGUGAAGGGGGGAGGAGGGGGUGGGGAAAAUGGGGAGGUGAUGGCGGGGACGGCGGGGAAGAAGCGGAAGAUUGGCCCUAGCCCAGUUCGUCGCAGCGCGCGGCAAGCCAAGGCGGCGGCAUUGGCGGCUGAAAUGGAGGCGGCAGCUAAUGUUGCUGCUGCUGCGGAGGCUGCUGAGACUUCAUCCCCGGAGGAUGUUUCUCCGGUUCCGAUUGCUGCCAGGCCACAGCAGUCUGGGAGGAAGCGUCAGCGUGCAAAUGGGAGUCGUCGGUCUCGCGCAGUCGCGAGGAAUUUAGAGGAUGCUGCGCUGGAUAGGCUGCGGCAAAAGCCGGACCUGCCACCGUCGUCGCAGGGCCUGAAUUUGGAAGGCCUCCCUGUUAUGGAUGUCUUUCAAGUCUACUCCUGCUUGAGAUCAUUUAGCAAGCAGCUCUUCCUAAGCCCGUUUUCACUGGAGACAUUUGUUGCGUCGCUGCGGUGUAAGCACGUGAACCCCUUGAUUGACUGGGUGCAUUUUACUUUGCUCCGCUCUCUGAAGAACCACUUGGAAGAUCUGGCCCAUGAAGGAGACCCUCCAGCAAUACACUGUAUUAGGAAUCUUAACUGGGAACUCUUAGACCUAGCAACCUGGCCAAUCUAUCUUGCCGAGUACUUACUGACUCGGGGUUCAGAACUGAGGUAUAAUAUGAAGCUUACAGAUCUAAAGCUGUUAGAUACAGAGUACUAUUGGCAGCCAGCAACAGUAAAACUCGAGCUACUGCGCUCACUCUGUGAUGAUGUUAUUGAGAUUGAGGCUAUACGUUCUGAACUUGGUUCAAGGAUGUCUGAGUUAGAUGGAAAUGACGAGGGCGGUAGAGCUACUGGUUCAAGAAGGAAAAAGAGAGGUUCUUCGGUCAUGGCCCUAGCAGAUUCUUCUCAGCCUCCAGAAGGCUCUGAUGAUAUGGAUGAUGGUAACAGUGACGAAUGUUAUCUGUGUGGUAUGGAUGGUAACCUGUUAUGCUGUGAUGGCUGUCCUUUGGCUUUUCACUCAAAAUGUGUGGGCGUGGUGGAGGACCUAUUGCCUGAAGGAGAAUGGUAUUGUCCCGAGUGUUCGAUGCGAAAGUUCAACGGAGCCAGAAAUAUGGCAAAGCUUGUCAGAGGAGCAGAGGUUCUGGGAAGUGAUCCACAUGGACGGCUAUACUUUGGCACCUGCGGCUAUCUUUUGGUGGUUGAUUCAUGUGAUGCAGACUCUCCAUGCCAUUAUUAUGGCCAGAUGGAUCUUCAUUCCCUUAUUACAGUGUUAACUCCAUGUCAUCCGUCUUACAAUCCAAUCCUAAAUGUGAUCUCUUUGUUUCGGGGUAUUGCAACUGAAACAUCUAAUAUUAACGGGCGAUAUGAGAACAGCAAGGAAUGUAGUACCUCGGACCAUGAAACAGACCGCAGACAGUCAUCACCGAAACAACCUAGUGAGCAGGAACAGUAUACCAUAGAAAAGGAUGGCUCUCAACAAUUGGAUACCGGGAAAAUUUGCACCUCAAAUUCAGAUCAGGAUGCCUCACACCAGAAUCGUACCCUGGGACGUGUGUCAGUUUCUCAAAACAGCAAUGAAACUACUGCUAAUGAGAAGCCCAAUCAAACGUCACAACCCAAUGCCUCUAGUGCCAACAAGGAUAGCUGCAGUUCUAAGCAAGAUGAUGUUGGCUUAUUACAUGUUACUGGUUUGUCUGUAGAGAACCAGAAAGAUGCAUCACCUCAAAAAGAAGCAAGUAACUGCUGUCUCUGUUCUAGGAAUGCUAUGUAUAUAAACCACUACAGUUUUGGUCAAAUAGCAGCAUCGGCCGCUGGAGAGUUAAAGCACAAGCUUUCAGAGAAUGAGGAAGGAAAGAAGCAUGGCCUGGGUGCAGUUUCUUUUCAGCUAAAAACAAUAUGUAAGAAAUAUGUUAAUAUUUUCGCACUGACUGAUCAAAAGUUAUCUGUGGAGCUCCUAAAGGAAAAAUGUGGCUGGUGCAACUCAUGCCAAAUCAGUGGUGGUAGUGAUUGCAUUUUCAGAUUUACUGAUGGUAAGUGUAUGGAGAGUCCUAAGCCAUGUGCUGUUGGUCCUUUGUCAGAAAAGAACAAGGAAAGCCAUAUUCUCCUUGCUACACAUAGCAUGUUGUCGAUUGAAAAACGCCUGAAUGGUUUGCUCUGUGGUCCAUGGCAAAAUCCACAACAUAGCAUGUAUUGGCGUAAGGCAGUUCUGAUGGCUUCAGAUGUAUCAUCACUGAAACAGCCUCUUCUCACGUUAGAGUCCAGUCUGCGACGUGUUGCCUUCUCAGGAGAAUGGCAAAAACCAGCAGACUCUGUUGAAGUUGUUGGGUCUGCAGCUCAUAUCUUGGUCCGUACAUCUAAUAAGUCUGCAGGUUAUGCAAUUGCUAGAAAGCCAGGGAGGAAGCCACUUGCUAUUGAGCUCAAAGUCGACUACCGUGAUGUUGGUGUUUAUUGGUGGAGGGGUGGAACACUGUCUCGUCAAGUGUUUCACUGGAAGAGGUUGCCUCAGUCAUUGGCAUGCAAAUCUGCUCGGCAAGCGGGACGCAAGAAAAUUCCCACCAUAGUGUAUCCCGAUGGUUCACAGUUUGCCAGGAGGUCCAAAUACAUAGCGUGGCGAGCUGCUGUGGAAAUGGCACAAAAUGUGUCCCAGCUCAUUUUGCAGAUUAAAGAGCUUGAAUUGAAUAUCAAGUGGACUGAGAUACUGAGUUCUCUCUCUUCUGCAAUUGCAACAAAGGAAACCCAGAAAAUAGCAAGGUUUUUCAAGAAAGUUAUAAUUCGCAGAAAACGUAUAGAAGCAACGAAUGUGGAAUAUCUACUUGAUUUUGGAAAGAGGGAGAAUAUUCCUCCUGUUGUUGCUAAACAUGGAGUAAAAUUUGAGGAGCCCUCUAGUGAAAGGAACAGGUACUGGUUGAGUGAAAGUCAUGUCCCUUUGAGUCUUUUGAGGGCAUAUGAAGCCAAAGCAAUAAAUCGCUCACUUAAAAAGAAAGAGACUGAUGAUCGCCCACUUAAAAAGAAAGACACCGAUGUUCUUCCCAAGAAUAUGAGCGACUUCAGUCCCCAAAAGCCAAAAAGAUCAAGAUCAGUGUUUGAUAACCUCCUAGAGAAAGCACAAAAACUAGAGGAAGCACAAAACCUCUUAGAGAAAGCACAAAACCUUCCCAGUAGGCUUUGCGGUCAGUGUUUCAAGACAGUAACUGCCAGGGAAGCUGUGAACUGCAAAUAUUGUGAAGCACUUUUCCAUAGAAAACAUUUCAACGUUCCUAGAGGUGCUGUGGAUACCGUCUAUGUUUGCAACAAGUGCCUAGCUGAAAAGGUCGAGCCGGUGAUGUCUCCACAGAAAAAGGCAGCAUCAAAGAAGAGCUCUCCAAAAAAGAAGCAGAAGAAGCAACUACGAAAGAGUUUAAGGAGAAGAAAACAGAUAGUUAUCAACCUCAAGAAGAAAGCUGGCCAGAAGAAUGGCAAGCGUGGCCGUCCUAGAAAGAAUCCAUUGAGUGGGUCAAAGAAUAAAUCACAAAAGAUGUCUGACAGUCAACCAUCAAAUGAGGCCAAGACUGAACCUGUGAAACGCAUAUCAAAAAGGUUAUAUGAUAAGUACAUGAAAGGCAACUCAGAUAAAUCCGAGCAUACAGCAAGCUGUCGUAAGAAGAAGAGGACAGCUUCGCAUUACUCGUACUGGUUAGAUGGUCUUCGAUGGACACAGAACACAGAUGAUGAGCAGGCAACAUGUUUUAGGAAAGCAAGAAUAGUUUUUCCAUCUGAAGAUGUUAAGAUUGCAGAAACCAGUCCAGUAUGCUGUCUUUGUAAGAAAAGCUACAGUCGAGAUGCUAUUUACAUUGCUUGUGAGAAUUGUGAAGAUUGGUUCCAUGGGGAUAUAUAUUCUAUUACCAUAGAAAAUGCCAAUAAUCUCAUAGGCUUCAAGUGUCAUGCAUGCCGUCUGAGAGCUGUUCCUGUUUGUCCAUAUGCACAAGCUGAUGCAAUUCUUAAGGAUCAAUCAGAUAGGGAAGACACCAUGAAUAGGUCUAUAGAGGACAAGGGCAUCAAUUGUCCGAAAGAUCUCUUCACUUCCGAUGAUCUGAAAGAGCUUCAUGGUCAUAACAUUGAGGAGCUCCAGAGUCAUAGCAUUGAGGAACAGGUUCCUGAUAGUAUUUGUUUGGAAGUGCUAGAGGAUUAUAAUGAUCUGAAAGAGCCAGGCAGUCAUAGCACCGAGAAAGAGCUUGAUGACUGUAAUGGGUUAAAGGAGCCGGAGAGCCAUAACAAUAUGGAAGAGCUUGACUGUCAUAGCACUGAGAAAGAGCUUGAUGAUUGUAAUGGGUUAAAGGAGCCGGAGAGCCAUAACAAUAUGGAAGAGCUUGACAGUCAUAGCAUUGAGAAAGAGCUUGAUGAUUGUAAUGGGUUAAAGGAGCUAGAAAGCCAUAACAAUAUGGAAGAGCUUGACAGUCAUAUCACUGAGAGGAGUCCUCAUGAUCAUAAUAAUCUGAAUGAGCAUGACAGUCACUGGGGUGAGAAAAAGCUUGAUGAUUGUAACUGUCUGAGUGAACUUGGCAAUCUCAACGAUAUGAACAGUCCGAAAGAGCUUGAUUGUACUGAAAAUAGCAAAUUUGCUGUGGGAGAAAUACAAUGUCUGAAAGAGCUGGACAAUCUAAAAGAUCUCGGUAAUCUUAACAGUACAAAAGAGCUUGAUAAUCACCACCAUAUGGACAAGCUUGACCGCCAUAGCAGUCUAAAGGAGCUUGAAAAUCAUAGUAGUGUGGAAGAUCUUGAUGAUCAGAACCGUCCGAAUGAGCUUGGUAAUCAUCAAAACCUAAAAGAGCUUCAUAGUGCUCAAAAUGGCAAAGUUACUGCAGUAACACAUACAGAUGGCUUUAUAGAUGAGCAGUUGAACGCUAGAAUAUCUAACAAAGAAGCCAUGAUCAUGACAUCAGAAAGUGAUUUGGUGAAGGAAUCUAUUGCUUUACAAUCCAACGGUAGUUCCGUGGAUAAUGUUGUUCCUGCUGAACUGGAGAUGGAUCUUCAGGGUCCCCUCAGCUUCUUGACUUUGUAGGAUAUGUCAAAAGGGAAGUGCAUUUUUCAGCAUGACUCUCCGACUGUUCAGUCUUGCUGCUGCUUUGGUAGAGAAUUCCUUCUGAUUAGCUUGGGUUGUUGAGCUACCUGACAGCUUAGUUUUGUGCUAUAGGAUAUUACAUUGGUGACACAACCCAGUAAUAAUAAUCUACAAAAAGGAAAAAAAUAUGUUUGUGGAUUCAUCGUAUUUUGGCCAUUUCCUUAUGGAAAUAUGUUGACCUGACAAGCGCAGCAUUGGAGCUAUUGGCUAUGCCAUCACAACUGUUUAUUAUGGUUAACAUUCUUGGCAGGGCUGACAUAGGGAAUAUCUGGGUGUCAUUUUUUCCCAUGCUUCCUGGUCAGAACUUGUGAUUCAUGUUGCACUAUGAGGUUAUGUGUUGAUUGGGACGCCUUUGGGUACAAGCGGCUGGUUUUUGGUUGUGCUGCACUAACCUAUGAUGCACAAGGAUGGAGACAAAGACAAAGCACUCGCUACCGCCUUCGAUCAUGAGGCCUUCCCAUUCUCCAGACCUCCCUCGUGCGCUCAUAGACGGCGUGCCAGACUGACUAGUCGACCCGAUGUUUCAUUUUUCGCAUUCCCCAGUGCUUCUAACGGCGUUCCAAUUCAAGCGCGACCCGGACAUGCUGCGGAGCAGUUCAUGUCAGCAUCCUUGAUCUUAUUAUGCAUACAUAGGUUUCCUUUAGGCUUUAUUAGGGGAGAAGCUCAUGCAGUGUGACUGUCAGUUUCAGAAGGGUAGUAGAACGCUGCUGUCACGGUGCUUGCUGGUUCGGUUCUGGUUUAGCGAGGCUGCCAGCAUUCUUAGAUGUAAAAAAAUCUAGUCGUCAGAUCAAGUGUUUCAGUGCCUUA